Saccostrea echinata is the source of this 737-nucleotide messenger RNA. RefSeq lists its product as uncharacterized. The transcript has a single exon. Lineage: Eukaryota; Metazoa; Mollusca; Bivalvia; Ostreida; Ostreidae. The record is from RefSeq and is a predicted model, not a curated record. Bases 16 to 615 code for a protein of 199 amino acids.
UAGGUCUAGAUAAAAAUGGCUCAGCAGCCUGAACAUCAUCCAAACUGCAGUCCAGAUCACAGGAACAGACAAUCUGGGGCUACAGAAGAUGGACAUAACUUUGUCAACAACUAUACCUUAGCUGUUGAUUUUGAUCUGGAAUGCUUGGGCUGUUGUUUUGCAUAUCUCAGGGGAAGAAAUUACCAGGAAGUCUUAGGGGCUUUGUAUGACAGGGUUCACUACUCACAGGAAAACUUAGCUACUCCUGGAGCCCGGAUCAGAGGGGAUACGAUGAACUCAUAUGUAAAAGUACCAAGGCGUGGAAGAAGAGGCCAAAUUGCCACAGGACAUGACUUGAAUUUGGGGGAACUAUCGGUCCGUCCAUUUGCCAAUUCUCGAACUUACCAACUGUACUCUGAAACAGGUGCUCUAAGUGUUGGUUUUGUAGCCAAUGCUCGCAUGGAGAGUGUAGCAAUUGAUGUUGUGAGGCCAGAUGAGCUUGUCAAUAUCUACCUGAGCUAUGCAGAUGCUGCCCUGGUUGAGUUAUACAGGGAACAAAACAAUCAGGAAAGUUUGAGUCGAGCUGAGGCAACAGGUUACUUGCUUCUUCGAAAUCCUGAGCAAGAGGGGCACUGAACUCAAUCAAAUAUUCAUAAUAUACAUGCUUGAAAGAAAGCUAUCAUUUUGAUAUUCUUUGUAUCAAUUAUCAAAAAUAUAUAGAGCAACAAGUAGAAGCAUUUUACAGAUAUACUCAGUAA